GUUUUUAACACUGUCUUUAUACCGCCACGAUGCUUAGCUGCUCAAGAAACGCGACCGCUAAAGGCAGGGGCCGCGCCCGGAGCGAUGCCGCGGCCUGCUCGCCAGGGGCAUCAGCAGCACUCCGCUGCAGCAAGCGAAGGCUGCCAACGCGCCUCCUAGCCACAUGCACAGGUGCCGCCGUGCGCGACCCCCCGCAGCAGUGGCCCCCCGCGCGGCCGCAACAGCCCGGCGCCGACGACGUCGUGAGCCAGCAGAAGCCGCCUGCCGAGAUCACAACGUUUGCGCUACGGGAGGAGGACAUGCUCAUCGCGCUCCGGCAACAGCAGCAGCCUUGUCAGCAGCAGCAGGCACGCGACGGCGGGGGGCUCGAGUCAGCCGCGACCCACAUCGCCGCGGCGGGGCGCGGACGUGGCGGGGCUGCCGCUGACGAGGCGGCAGCAGCAGCUUCCGGCAGCGACCGCGAGCUGGCCGGCAACAGCACUAGCGCUAGCAGUCGCACUAGCAGGAGUAACAGCAACAGCAGCUCCACAAGCAGCAGUGCGAGCUUGCCGCGGCAGCCCACGUCUGCGCCGGCCGCCUCACCACCCCGAUCUGGGUCGGGUGCUUCGGGUGCUUCGGGUGCUCCUCCCGCUGCCGCGCGAAUGGCCCCUCCUCCCUCGGCAGCAGCGGCAACCAGCAGCCCAUCACCGGAUUCAGCUUCGCCGCCGGGCUACGCCUCGCACGGACAACUGCUCGGGCGCUCACCAGCAGCCACACCAGGCCCAUCACCCCCACCAGCACAGCACCUGCUGCCGCCGGUGGCGGAGGCUCAGGCGGCGCUGACGCGGCACCUGCAGCAGCACAAGGCUCAGAGCGACGCGCGCCGCGGCCACCACUGGCGGGCCAUGGCGGCGGCAGCCACCGCCGCUGCCGCGGCGGCGGCGGAGGGCCUCUCGCCGCGCCGCCGCCAGCCGCCGCUGCCGCCCCGAGGCGCCGCCGGUGCUGGUACUGCCGAUGUUGUCGGUGGCGGCCGCCGCCCCGGUGGCCCCGGCCCCGCACAACCCCUGAGUGCAGCAAGCAUAAGCAGCCCCUCGGCGCCGGUCGCGAUGCCCAAUAGCAACGGCCAGUCAGAUCAUCAGCAGGAGCAGGCAGAUGUCCGCCCGGAUGCAGCCGGCGGCGGCGGCGGCGGCGGCGGUAAUCAGCAGCGCUCUGAUGACGCAGCCGGCGGCGCCGCUGCUCCUGACGCUGAAGAGGCAAGUCAGGCAACAGCAGCAGCACCACCAACCGCCAUCAAGACACGCAGCAGCAGCAGCAGCCGGCCCAGCCGGCCCCCCGCGCUAGCCACCUCCCUCACCGCGCUCACCCGCACCGCCUCUGGCCUGCUGCUGCCGCGGGGCCUGUUGGCGCCGCACAGCCCGCAGCGCCUGCAGGAGGAGCAGCAGGAGGCUGCUGCUGCUGCGGCGGCGGUGGCGGAGAACAGCGCCGCAGCCGCCUGUGGGGACCAGCUGCUGCGCGACCAGCAUCCCUACCAGCGGCUGCUGCAACGACCGGAUGGCAGCGGCCCGGCAGCGGCACCGCACGCGGCACAGCCGCCGCCGCCGCCGCCACCGCCGCCGCUUGCAACCCCGGCCCUGAUGGCAAGCACCGGCGACCGGGUCGGCAGCAGUGCCGGCCCUGGUCCUGCGCCUUCGCCUGCUAGUGCCGGCAGCGCACCCGUCCUGUCGCGGCGCAGUGGCGGUGGCGUCCGGCCAGUGGGCGGUGUUGUGGCGGCACCCACCUCUCCGCCAGCAAUCGUGCCUGUUGUCGGCGGCUCGCUCACGUCUGAUGGCGCGCGGCCGCCGCCGUCGCAGCUUGUUGCGGCUUCUGACGCCACUGCUGCUGCCGGCCGUGCGGGGGCAUCGCAGCAGCAGGCGCGGGCUCCAUACAGCGAGCAGCGCGGCAGCAGUAGAGGCAUCACCGCCGGCAGCAGCAGCAGAAGUGACUGCGAUGUGGUGUUGGUACCAUACCAGCGCCUCAGGCCGCCCACCCCGCCCGCCGUGCUGCCGCCCAGUGGUGCUGCCGUGCCGCCGCCUUCAGGCUACACCGCCGCCACCGCCGUAGCUGCCACCACCCCCACCACCACCACCACCAGCCAUAGCGGUGGUGACGGCGCCGCCAGUACCAGCAGCAGUCCUGCCGGCGGGUCGCCCGCAGCCUGCCCGCCGACCUCUCGUGCCGGCUCGCCGCCGGGCGGCGGCCUGGGCUCUGUGUUGCAGUCGGCGCACGCCUCCGGCCUGGCGGAUGUGCUACUGCCUUGGCCCGCCCGCCUCAUCCUGCGGCUGGGCAGUCUGGUCCGCAAGAAGAGCGGCGGCAGUAGCAGCGGCAGUAGCAGCGGCGUCCGAGCCGGCAAGGCCACGCGUGCCACGGACAGCAGCAGCAGCAGCAGUUCCCAGCCAGCCGGUGCCACGACUGCCAGCCACAACAGCAGUAGCAGCGGCAGCGGCAGUAGCAGCAGCGGCCCGCCCCCGCCGCCGCCGGCCCUCAGCAGUCCGGACUCCCUGUCUAUGGAGGAGGCGGCGGCGGCGCUGAUGGAGUCAGCCAACGCGACCUGGGCCGCGGCCACAGAGGGGCUGCUUAUGGGCGACAGCCUCACGCCGCCGCCACAUCCCUCCUCGUCCUCCUCCCAGAAGCACAAACAGGCCGCACUGUAUCAACGCCACACGGUGGAGUACGGCAGUAGCAGCAGCCAUAGCGUGGACAUGGUGGGCGCCGACGGCAAGCUGCACAGCGCGGAGCAGGCGGCGGCGGCGCUGGCGGAGCUGGCGGCUGCGGCGGCGGCGCAGCGGGCGCUGGCGGCGGCGCUGGAGGAGUGGGUGGCAGACCACCCUGUGGCGCACGUGGCCAUGCAGGCGGCGGUGGUGCGGGCGCAGGUGGACCUGGUGCACACGCAGCUGUCUCUGUGGCGGCCUGUGGAGCUGCUGAACGGGCGGCUGGCGCUGCUGGGGUUGUGCGCCGGUCUGGCCAACCAGGCGGCGGGCACGGGCGGACCGCUGCUGGCGCAGGCAGUGGAGCGGCCGCUGGCGGUGCCGGCCGCGUUCGCACUGGUGGUGCUGCUCACGGCCGCGCACCGACAGGUGGGCAGCCGCAUGCGCUGGCGCACACGCGGCCUGCUGACGAGCGCCACAGCGCACCGAUGGCUGGGCCGACUGGCCAUGGUGGCGUUCGUGGCGGCGGUGGUGGCGGAGGCGCGGGACCCGGCGCACCGGCCCGCGCUGCAGCAGGCGCGGGAGGCGGUGAUGGGCGCGGUGAUGGGGCCGGGGCCGGGGCCGGGGCUAGUGGAGCGGGUGUUGGGGCCCGGCACGGGCGAGACGGCGGCGGAGCUGGCACGGCACGGCAGCGCCGGCGCCGUGGGCAAGCGGUCGGCGCUGUGGGAGUGGCUGUACGUGUUGUGCUGAGCGGGUGUAGCGGGGUAGGAGUGGGUUGAACGUGGUGUUUACGCGGCUUGGAGGUAGGCACGGCGUGCACGCGCUGAGUGCUAGGCUAGCGUAAGCAAAAAGAGGUUGCAUUGUGGGACGAGAGCCAUGGACAUACGGCACACGCUCACUCGAGCAGAGAACCCUGAAUGUAAUACAAGAGAGGA
This is a messenger RNA of Chlamydomonas reinhardtii, 3598 nucleotides long. RefSeq lists its product as uncharacterized. Lineage: Eukaryota; Viridiplantae; Chlorophyta; Chlorophyceae; Chlamydomonadales; Chlamydomonadaceae. The transcript is spliced from 3 exons. The record is from RefSeq and is a predicted model, not a curated record. Bases 30 to 3413 code for a protein of 1127 amino acids.